This is a messenger RNA of Rhagoletis pomonella (apple maggot), 5978 nucleotides long. RefSeq names its product trafficking kinesin-binding protein milt (gene milt). NCBI's taxonomy places the organism in Eukaryota, Metazoa, Arthropoda, Insecta, Diptera, Tephritidae. The record is from RefSeq and is a predicted model, not a curated record. The transcript has 5 exons. The coding region runs from base 361 to 4065 and encodes 1234 amino acids.
UCAUUUCGGCAGUGUCGUUCAUUCCACUGACCACUCAGUGUUCAUUUAGAAGCGCAGCCUAUGGCUGUCCGUCCGCGUUUUUUUUUUAUACGCGUUGGAAUGUGGUGCGGCUGUUCUAAUUAACCGUUUCCUAUAUAUUUUGUGAGUCAGAAUCGACUUUGAAGACAAUUUUAUACUGCUUCAGUGAUAAGAAAAAUAUUUAUGACACGCACUUUAUGUAAUAGCUAGAUUCCAAACAACAUCGAUAAAAAUGUCUAAAUUGUGCCAAUGCAAUGUUGAAUUUAUGUCUAUGAAAUACUUAUGCAUUCAUUCAAAAUUAAAAUAUUACUGAACUAAUAUGAAAAUAGAAAAUAAAGUAACAUGCCAAAUCAACAUAAUACUGCGCAACAAAGCAACAUAAAAGGUCCCACCGAUUUUAAAUAUGGUGAUGCUGAUAUUUGUUCCAAGCGACGAAAGUGUAAGGACGGUAAUAGUAGGGAUAUUAGCUAUGCGGAAUUCUCACAAAUCGCUAGAGAAUCAAGUUCAAAUAGUUCGUUUGAGGUAUUUUCUUCACAUGAUUUGAACUCUGAUUUUAAAGGAGGUCUGCUACUUAAUACCACGACCCCUACAUCAACAUCAUCGAAGCAAUCAUCACCAAAUGAAACAAGUAACGAAAAUUCCUGUUUUAUAACAACAAAGCCUUCACAAACAAGUAAAGGCUUUGAAAACACGUUUAAACUACUUCAAACACAAGUUGAAUGUAAUGCCAAAAAAGCUAUUAACGUUAUGCAGUCCUUCAAUAUGGAUACGUCGUCAUUAAGUAGUGGCUGCAGCUCAUUAGCUUCUAUUGGCGAAGCCGAGCUAGCGCCCACGCGUUUGGAACUGGAAUUGGAAGCUAUGGAAAGAGUACGCGCUCUAGCAGCACACAAUACUUGUUAUGAUAUAUCUCCGCGCUUUGUAACACUCCUAUGUGAUUUCGUCUCUAGAGGCCAGGGAAUAGGAAAUCUGGAAUGUGAUAGAAGUACACGAAAGGAUAUAUCACAAAAUAGUGCGCAAGACCUAAUAUAUCACGCAGCUAGAAAUUCUGACGGGAGCAACUGCUUGAAAGUUGUAAGGACCUUAUAUUCAGAACCAGUUCUAUGUGGUAAUCGAGUAAGCCAAAUGACUCGGGCAUAUGAUGAUAUUGAAGCUGUGACGCGUUUGCUGGAGGAGAAAGAGAAGGAUUUGGAAUUGACAGUACAAAUCGGAAAGGAACUUUUGACGCAAAAUAAUGCGCUAGAAAACAGAAUCAUUGAGCUAGAAGCGGAUUUAAAAGCAUCCAACGAGGAUCGCGCACAACUCGUACAUGAACUACACAAGAAAAAUGAGUUGAUUGCAGUGCUAACAAAUGACUCUGAUGAGGGCAGCGAAAAUGAUACACCUACAUUUUCCAAAUCAAUUACUUUGGAUUUACUGCAAAAGAAGAUCGCUUCCCUGCAGGAUGAGAAUAAGUCCUUGAAACACGAAGCCAUACAACUUGCCUCGCAAACAGAUGAUGUUGAAGCUCAGGAACGCCAACUAAUGGAAGACAUCACAUUACAAUUGAACGAAGCUAACGGCCGUUACGACAGUAUGAAUCUGGAAUUGGAGCGCCAGCGGGAGGAAAAUCGCUUACAACAUGAACAAAUAAUAAGCUUGACAGCAAGGCUGUCCGAAGCCGAAAUGAGACUGCAUCAGUUAACGCACGAUAAUGACGAGCAUAUUACACUUCUAAAUAUAACAAAGGAAAAUCAAAACUCAUUAGCUGUGGAAUUACUGGAAUUCAAACAGCGCUAUCAAGAGGUGUUGGCUCUACUGCAGGAGGCACAGGAGCAAUUGCGUAAUCAGCGCAAGAAAACAAUGCCACAAGCGCGCAGCUCGUUCAUUUCUAGUUCUGGCUUGUUGCCACCAGAGUCGUUACAGUGCGAGCUGAUGGAAUCUUCAAUGUAUUCGGAAAAUAGUCUCGACUCUGGUAUUUCGGGUGAUACACAGCGUGCCGAACGCAUGGGCCGUUUAAUGUCACAACUACCUGGUAUAUAUGGAGGUGGUGCUGGUGCAGCUGGUUCGGCCUAUGCGCUGGGUGCUAUGCCUCCAUAUAAACGUGUUUUCGAAACAGUGCGUUGUGCAAGUAAAACUGGCAACUACAUGGAUAGUGGCAAUUCGUCGAUGACACAACUUGGUGCAAUGGCGAUGAGCAGUUCGGGUGGGCCGCGGAUGUCGGCGAUGCCGUAUCGUGGUGCUGCCUUCGACGACAAUAAUAUGGGCUUGAAGACCUUGUCGUGCGAAAGUCUGGCAUCACAAUCGGACGACGGCUAUCCGUCGGCACCAACCGGUGUGCCUGGUGCUCCGGGAGCUAAAGACUUAGAAGCGGCAUUAAAACGACUAACACCGGCAGAGGUGUUGGCGCGUCGUGCUAUGCUAACGUAUGCUCCACCUGGCACAUACAACUAUGAUGAACAGACAACGAGCACGAAUACACUUCCGCAAGGUAUACGCACGCCAGAUAGUAUUAUGUCGACAGGUUCGUCGGGCAUUUCGUCCACCAACAUGUCGGCAUCAAUGCAGCAAUGGCGUUUACCCGAAAAAUUGCAAAUUGUAAAGCCGAUUGAAGGUUCUCAAACACUGCAUCAUUGGUCACGAUUGGCAACGCCAACAUUGAGUGGCUUGCUGGAGGAGCGACCGGGUGUAACCAUACGAGGCGGCCGUGGUUUAGAUGAUUUGGGAAUGCAAGUAUAUACACUUUCCGAUGUGGAGGAAGAUGUGAGCGAUGACUUGCCUGGCAAACAAUUUGAAGCUUCUGGCUGUACAUUUACCUAUACAACGAGCAUGGUAAUGCAUCCCGAUGACGGUCUCAAUGAUCUGUCGUUUUUGUCACAGUCACAAUUAUCAUCACGCAUGGCUUCGGCAUCGACUUCGCGACAACCCAGCUGUCCACCCACACCACGCGGCGGAUUGUCACGCAAGAAUUCCUGUUCGACGUUUUCGGUUAAUUUAGGUUUGGCUUCGAUGUUAAAUGAACGCGGUAUUAAGGCUGUGACGCCAAGUGCACUAAACACUCCAGCUGGACCAAACUUUUCACCAACUGUCACACCCUGCAAUAGUCCAGAGGGUUCACCUCCACGUUCCUCCUCACCUGAGCCACUGUUCGGUAUUCUAUCGACAGGUGCAGAUUUAAUUAGACGCAAAUUAAUCGGCGACAUCGAACGGCCCAAUCGUAAUCAGGCUCAACAAAAGCAAAAAAUUAUGCUAUCGCGUUUGGAAAGGCGUGCUUUACGCUCACUAAAGCUGGUCGAGAAAGUCGAGAGUAUUGGUCUGGAGAACAUUAUUGUCGCACAGCCAAAUUCUAUGUCGCAGUUGGCUAGUGGCAUAGCGAGCCGUAGCUCCAGUCCCAUGGCACAAUUAAUUAGCCUUAAGAAUCUGCAUACUUGCGCCAACAAUGUAGUCGACGACAUACACUUCGAUCGUGAUCAAAUAAAAACUGUGCUGCAUAAAGGCCUUAACACGCCAACUAAAACUGCGAGCGGGCGCGAUGAAGAGUGUCAUUUCGUCAAUAUAACAACAGAGCCAACAGCAACAUCAUGUGGAUUAAGCACAGCAAGAACUAUUAAAGACGAUGGGGAGGAGCCCUCAACGAGAAUGGGAGUAUCACAAAAUACGGCAGCGGCCGUAGCAACAACAACGUCCACGAGUACAACAGAGUCUCGUAUAAAGCAAUUACAGCGACAAAAAUCACGUCGCAAUCUUAAAAAUGGUAUUGCCGGUCAGCGACCAGAUUUGGGUACGAUAGGUAGUGAUAAUGGUGGUGCCAGCGGAGGUAAUGGACGUGUACGUCCCGAUCUAGGAAAAGUGUCUUCAACAGCAUCAACGUCUGUAGCAAAAAAUGAAACUGCAGCGCAAGCGGCAACAAAAGAGAGUGGUGCUCGGCCGAAAAAAAGGCACAGCGACAGCAGUAGUGGGGGCGACAGCGCGCAAAAAGUACGAGAACCGCGAGAAUCACAAAGUAUAACACAAGCAUUUGUCGGAAGUGUGAGUUCUUUACUAUUUGGGCGCAAAGGUGGUUGGCUGUAGAGCUAGAAUGCCUGCACUUAUUUCAAUAAAAGUGGUUAUUUCAGUAUGAAUAUAAUACAAAAAAAAAUCACUACAUAUUUUCAGUUUGAUAGCGUUUGAACGAAACAAAUAAUGAUGAAUAAUAAUGACAAGAGCCGAUAGUGGUGCAGUAUUGCACCGCCCAAAGAGACAAAAAUUAUUAAAUAACUAGUGAAAAGGAAAAAUGCACACACAUUAAUACAUUACGAUGUAAAUCUUAUACGAUAUUAAAGCGCUAAUAUCAAGUUGACGGUGAUAAUAACGACCAUGUGUAUGUUUAUAAAAAUUUAUUGCAACGAUAGUGAAGAUGUAACAAAAUGCUAAGGCUAAUAAUAAUAACUUUAUGGUGCACAUAAUUACAGAGCAUUUUAUAGUGUUAUACCAAUACAAAUGUAUUUACAAUGAAAAAGGGUAAUAUUUCCACUAAUUGCUUAUCUCUUCGCAACAAUAGCAUAGCUACCAGUAUAAAAUGCUUUAUUGAAUAAGUAACGUACAAUAGUAGCAAAGCAAUCCGAUUCGUAUAAUUUUCUUUACUUUAAUUUUAUUAUUUAACAAACUUGAAGUAUUUAUUUUACAUUUUGAUCUGAUUUUUAUUUUUGUUUUAGUUUUUGUUAAAAUCAUUAGAAUUGAAUUUUAAUUUAAUUAACUUUGAAACCGAAACAUUCACAUGGCUUUGCAACGAAUAUGCUAAGGAACUUAGUACUGCCUUUAUAAGCUCACUUUUUACACGGCUUAAUUUUAAAGUUAACAUAUUAUAACUUGACCGUAUACGCUAAUUUUGUUGGUUUCUAAAAUUCUGGAAAGUGCCCAUAUACAUAUACAUAUGUACAUAUGUAUAUCUUUAACUAAAAUUUAACAAGGUGGUUAGUGGGAAAUGGUACACACGAAUAGUAAAAACUCCUUUUUAACGGAAUUCCUUUGCUGAAAGUAUGAAACUUGAAACGUGAAAUCAAGGGUUUCAAGAUUAUCAAUGCUUUCUUCGAACUCAAGAGAGUUUCUCUAUUGUAAUAGCGCUACCAUAGCGUUUUUUCAUGCUGGUAUUUAACAAAGGCAUCGAUGAUUUCAAUAUCAAAGUACCACAGACAUGUAUUAAAAAAAAAUUAUUGUAUUUAUUUUAUUAUUAUGAAAAUAAAAAUGAUUUUAAGUGUUAAUAAAAAAUGUACUACAACGGAUUCUUAUUCGUAUAAUACAAUUAAAAGUUAUUUGAAGACUUUGAAGCAAAUACGAAACGUGGAAAACUCGAGACUCGGAAGGGUAUUCAUAGAAAUUUUAACAAUUUAGCAAAACUCUAGAAGUUUUAUUGGUCCUAUUCAAGUAUAACUUGAAAACAAAAACAGAAGCUCCAAAAAUUAUUUCCUAUAAAGUUUGACAAAUCAUUAAAAAUUGUUCGACUCGGGCGGCUUUCGUGGAUUUUUUAUUUUAUUCGGGGUUUUCAUUGAAUUAUAAAAGACUAAUUAUUAUUUUUCUUAAAAAAUUUGAUAAUUAAAAAAUUAAAUUUCGAUAAUUUUCAGUUUAUUGGGGCAUGUUCGGGUGAAAAAGAUAUUCGAAAAAAAAAACGAAAAACAUCAAUAAAAAUAAACAAAUUUACACUCGGUAAAAGUUUUGAUAAAAUCUAUCGGUUUUCACCUCUUUUGAAUUUAUUAAGGGAUUUGAAGGAUAUCGCAAACUUAAGAAAAAAAUUCAAGCUCAAAAUUUCGACGAUUUCCCCAAAAUUUUAAGACUCCCGUACUUGAAAAAUAAAACCAAAAAAUAAAAACAAAAAUACAAACUAUUGGAAAAAAAUUAACUCAAGGGGGUGUACCCUGUAUUGCGAUUCGAAAAGCUAAUCAUUCGGUUUCGAAGACUCAGCACUAUGACUUUAUUAGAUCGUGUCGCCUAGGUUUUUGAGUUAAAAA